ACGAGACAUGAAAACUGCCGUAAUAAGUUGAUUUUUGGACUUAUGCUAUUCAUUUAUUUAUAUUCGCAAAUUUGCUCAUAUGCGGUUACAUUAUUUGCGAGAAUUCACAUCCAGGGAUAGUUUUUUUUUUUUAAAGUUAAAUAUGGAAAAGGAGAAUGAUCCCAUUUGUAACAAUUUAACGUAAGGCCGCGAGUACAUGAGCCACUUAUGGUCGCCACGGAGAGGCGCCACACUGAAUCUUGUUUAAUGAGCCACUGUGGCUCUUGAGUCUUGACUCAGUCACACUAGAGUCGCCCGAGUGUGUCUGGGUACAAGCCACUGUGUUCAUAUGGACUUUAUGAUAAAGAGAUAUACCUGUUUUGAUUAUUUUUCCCUGAACACUCCUUCUCUUUGAAGGCCGAAGAUAUCACACGUCACCCCCUCUGCCUUGCUUUUGCAAUUUCAUCGCUGUAGUCAUCUGCAUCGACUCUAGCAACGGUAUGAAAAUAAUAAUGGAAGAGCAAAAUUGGUAGAUCUACAGUACUAUUCCGCGGCGGCCUAGACUAUGGCAGUUGCGGGUUUCUAUGCAGUUUUACCUCCUGAACAAGAAUUUUAAGUAAUAUUUAUUCGGACGACUGUAAUUAACCCCGGGGGCCAGUACUAAACACGGCUAAAUACAUUGGACGCCCCAAUCCCUAGUGGAUGUCGUAUUCGCGGUUACGUUCCUUGCAGUCCGUGCAGAACUAUUCUUUAGAAUUACCGCAAAAUUAAUGACGGUGUUCCAGUAGUUGGUCAGUGGCGACACACAGUGGCGGGGAUCAGCAAUCGCUCUGCCACAGUCGCCUGCCCAAGAAAGACAGACGUUCGUGAGCUCGACGUAGGUGAUAAACAGUGGAAACGUGGCUCGUGUAUUCACAGAAUAAACAAGACUGAAUUCAGUUGCCCAAGAAGUCGAAAAUUCCAUUAAUUUCUAGUGACCAUUAUAGGACUCUGUAAUUGUUUGUGAGCCUGAUAUCACUUGAUUUACGAGUCGAAAACUUAGCCCCCUACAUAUGCAGUGAUAAGGAUUCCCAACAAGCUCACUGCUGGAAUGAAAAUUGCUCAACGAAAGAGUAACGAUGGUCAAAUUAUUGAAGAUCCUCCAGACCUUAACGGCUGCGAUGGCUAUUAUAGCAAUUAUUCGUCUUUUAUCCGGUCAGCCUGUCAGUCAGGGAAAAUUAGGGUUUUCCAGGAACAACGGCAGUAAAGAAAUUCUACCACCGUUCAUCAUUAUCGUGUGCCAUGAUAGAGGAAAGUCCCUGACUUCCUCCUUUGCACGGCAAUUGAAUCAAGUUACGGUGCUUCUCAAGUCAGCUGUGACGUUUACGAGCGAAACCUUGAGAUUCCUUGUCGUAACAAAUUCGGAGACGAUCUUCGAGAAAAUCCAGUCUAUCCCACGAGCGUGGCCGAGUAGUUACAGUUCUCGGCUCCAGUUCGAAUCCCGCCCAGUCUGGUACCCAGCAGACAGAAAGGACAGCAUGAAAGGUCUCCUGAGACCCUGCUCAUCUGCCAGACUCUUCCUGCCGGAGACCUUGAGGGACGUAGAUGCUGCUGUUCUCCUCGACACGGACACGAUAUUCCUAAGGUCUCCGGAGGAACUCUUGAGGGAAGUAUACAAAUUCAACGGGUUGCAGGCAGCGGGACUGGCUCAGACUUCGAGGGGCUACAGAGGUCUAAAUAUUCCUUACCCAAAGCCUAGAGGAGUUAACACUGGCGUGAUGGUCAUGAAUAUGACGAGACUCCGAGCUCUCCCAGGUGGCUGGUCAGGGGUGACCUUGAAGGCGUUUGACGAAAAUAGGAAAGUACUCUCCAAGACGGUGACGAACGAUAUCGUCAAUAUCGCUCUGGCCCAGAAUCGUCAGAUACUCUAUAAACUGAACUGCGUUUGGAACUACAACACUGGCUGCUGCAGGGGGAAACGCAACCCGUGCACGAACGCUGAGAAGACCGGUGUCUACCUCCUCCACGGCACAUCUGGGGCUUUCGUUGACGACUCUUUCCUCAAAUUCAGAGCUGUUUACGAGGCCUGGCAGGACUACCAGCUUGGUUCGCCGCUGUCCAAACUCCUCGGAGAUAUGGAAAGAAGGCUGAAGGUCAGCGCUUCUCCGAAGACGAUCUGUGAUAGAAUAACUAACCUGGAAGACAUCUUUACCAAGUCGCUGAAAACCAUGUUAGAGUAGAUGUUUCUGCUCUAGUCGGUCGCGUCCUAUACAUAAGUCAUUAGAAGCCAGUGAUCUAGUCAUCCCCGGCCAGUCUUGGAGGAGGGGACAAGGCCUCCUAACCUUUCCUACCCAGUGUAUCACCUGCCUUCUCGGCCCAGCUUUACUUCAAAAUUUGCGUUCUGAAAAUCCACAGGAUAUAUAGAUAAUAGUUACAGCCAACUCUAGGCAACCUGAACCUCUAAGCCCUAUCAAUCAUUUUCCAGUGACAGCCAGUACUCUUGUAUAUGUAUGACUGAUGUAUAUCUGACCUUUGGUUAAAUAAAAUACUGAAAUGCU
Messenger RNA from Macrobrachium nipponense, 2516 nucleotides. RefSeq names its product glucoside xylosyltransferase 2-like. Gene Ontology annotation, molecular function: UDP-xylosyltransferase activity. Gene Ontology annotation, biological process: protein O-linked glycosylation via N-acetylgalactosamine. NCBI's taxonomy places the organism in Eukaryota, Metazoa, Arthropoda, Malacostraca, Decapoda, Palaemonidae. The record is from RefSeq and is a predicted model, not a curated record. Bases 1098 to 2198 code for a protein of 366 amino acids. The transcript is spliced from 9 exons.